Molecule: messenger RNA, 1271 nt
Organism: Cryptomeria japonica (Japanese cedar)
Lineage: Eukaryota; Viridiplantae; Streptophyta; Pinopsida; Cupressales; Cupressaceae
Exons: 2
Coding region: 39-1049 (336 amino acids)
Cellular component (GO): nucleus
Molecular function (GO): DNA-binding transcription factor activity; sequence-specific DNA binding
Source: RefSeq, a predicted model, not a curated record
UUUUGCUUAUAUAACCCAGAUCUAGAGCUUCGUAAAGAAUGUGUUAUGUGUCAAGAGUGGAUAGCUUUGCUCGGUACACUCAGAGCAAUCUAAAGAGGCUUCCUUGGAAAGCACCAGACUAUAAAUUAAUGGUGAUCAACAUUGGAGAAUUGUGGGAUAGACCUGUCCCUGUGGAUGAUGAUGGAUUACUUCCCCCCAGCUACAGUGACCAUGUUUUCUGGGAAUCUGAAAGAAUUUAUCAGUCCCAUGAAGAAUAUGAUGCUACAGACUACAUGCAUUUCAAAUGUCUUUCUCCAGAUCAAGCUGAAAUAAACGUUGAAUAUAAUUUGCCCAUCCUUUUGGGCUCACGUCCUCAAUUUAAUGAUGGAAAAGAGCUUUGCCCAAAGGAGAACUCAAAUAAUUUGACUAACAUGUCUGUGACAAAACAAGAUGCCUUUAUUCAUGAAAUCCCCAUGGAUUCAGAAGCACCAGAAUGUGAAAACAUAUGCCCUCACGCUUCUAAAGCUUUACGAGUUCGUUCUCGUGGAAACAAAGAUCGGCAUAGUAAAGUUAGUACUUCAAAAGGACUUCGCGACACAAGGGUGAGGCUUUCUAUUUCUACAGCUCUUCAGUUUUAUGAUUUACAGCAAAGAUUGGGCUUUGAUCAUUCAAGCAAAGUCAUAGACUGGCUUAUGAGUAAAGCAAAAGUUGCUAUAGAUAAACUCCCACAACCAUCUCAUAUUUCCCCAAAAAAUUGUGCAUUGUGUAGCUCAUUAGCUACAGAUCAUACAAUUCCUGACCAUUCUCAGACCAAGCCUAAACCUAGGUAUUCACCCACAGAUUUGACUUGGACUGGUGGACCAGUAGGCAUAUUGCGGUCUGAGUCACUGAGAAAUGGAAAGGGCAAGAACCCCGUUUCAAUAAUCCAAAAUGCACCUCCAACAAACAAAAUUGUUUCUCUUCCAAAUGAUAUCAGCGUCUUUUAUUCAUCAAAACCUUCUGGGGUGGAAUGCUUAACACCCAAAUCAGCACAAAGCAUGAAACCAUGGUGGUUUCAACAAACUAAAUAAUGGCUGCUGCAAGGAAGGGAAAACUGUAAGGGAGGGAAUUUGCUUUAGGAGUUAGGAGGAAAUGAUUAGUAUUAGAGUUUAGGGUUCUCUGGAGUUCUACAGUUUUAAGACGUGACUACCUUUUUUGGUUUGGAGUUCUGAGUGCUUUAUGAUUGUCUUUCCGUAUUAGUAGCACUGUUAAUGUAGAUAAUUGUCUCAAGUUGGUUCGAUGACCUCCGAUAA